Molecule: messenger RNA, 285 nt
Organism: Capronia coronata CBS 617.96
Lineage: Eukaryota; Fungi; Ascomycota; Eurotiomycetes; Chaetothyriales; Herpotrichiellaceae
Exons: 2
Coding region: 1-285 (94 amino acids)
Source: RefSeq, a predicted model, not a curated record
AUGGCCGACGAAGCACGGCUUCUAGUGCACCAGGCUUUGAAAGACGGCAAGCGUGGAGUGGAAUACUUCGAAGAGACCUUUGGUCCAUCCAAUUGUCCGGUGUCGCUCGUGACUUUUGCGGCAGGAAUCCUCUCGCUCUAUCGCAGCGACCCUAGCAAUGCCGGCUUUCUCAACCUCACUAUGAAUGCAGAAGACAUAGCACGAAGUCCGAGGGAACGAGCAGAUCUCUUUGAUCGUUGGAUGUGCUAUCGAUCUGUCCAAGAUCCCAUUUUGGUCGACGACUAG